CUGUCAAAAUCCAGCCGUCAAAAUAAAACAAAAUCGCACGUGGAAAAUACUGAACAAAACAAGAAAAUUUCAUAGUUGAUUUUUGAAGUGAAAUUCAGUUUAAAAAUGGGUAAAAACAGUAAGAAUAAGAAGAAGAUGAAGGGAGCUGAGAAGACAAGCCUCAAAACUGAGAAAAAGAUGUUGCUGAAGCAGAAGAGGAUGCUGGCAAAGAUUGGCGAGGCUGACAUUGAGGAACUCCUGGCUAAAUACAAAGUUGAUCCUACGAAGAAGGAAACAGCAGCAACUGAAAUUGAAUGUCCAGCACCAUCUCCCCGUGUCAAUUUCACUGUAGUCACCCAUCCGACCAAGGAUCAGUUGAUCUUCUUCGGUGGGAACUUUUACGAUGGCAAGAAGGCGGAAGUCUAUGAUGAUCUCUUCAUGUAUAACAUUGCCAAGGACAGUUGGACUGUCCUGCGAGGUGGAGACAAACCCCUUCCUCGUUCUGGCCAUCAAAUGGUAGCCACAGCAACGGAUGGAGGGCAAUUGUGGAUGUUUGGUGGAGAAUACUCAAGCCCUUCACAAUUGCAAUUCCAUCAUUACAGUGAUCUCUGGGUGUUCAGAAUCAAGGAACGUCAGUGGGAGAAAAUCCCAGCAUCUGGUGGUCCAUCAGCUCGCAGUGGACACAGGAUGGUGCUGCUGAAGAAGCGUCUCUUUGUCUUUGGUGGCUUUCACGAUAACAAUCACAGCUACAAGUACUUCAAUGAUGUUCACUUCUUCUCCCUGGAAGAUUACAAGUGGAUUAAAAUUGAUGUAGCUGGAGUAGCUCCUCCGCCACCAAGAUCCGGAUGCUGCAUGACCACAACCACCAGUGGUUCCAUUCUCAUCUGGGGUGGCUAUAGCAGAGCCCCAAUGAAGAAAGAUGCUGACAGGGGUAUAACUCAUUGGGAUUCCUAUUCCCUCACGCCAGAUAAACACGAUCCCAAGGGGCUCAGCUGGAAGUGGGUGAGUAUCAAGAUGGGCGGAGUGCGUCCUCCACCUCGAAGUGGAGUGAGCUAUGUUGUAGCCCCAAAUGGAAAGCUCUACACAUUCGGUGGAGUAAUGGAUACAGAAGAGGAUGAAGAAAGCAUUACUGGACAAUUCAGCAAUGAAUUGCAUUCCUUUGAUGCUGAGAAUCGUGUCUGGAGGAAAGUUGCAAUUGCUCAGCCGGGAAAGUCUCAAGCAACCGAUGAAGCCAUGGAGGAGAAAGUCAUGACCUCAGCUGGUGCCUUUACCGUUACAGUUGCAGGAAAGAAAACAAAGUCCGGAGAGAAAUUUUCAGGAAGUGCAACAUCGGAACCUGGUCCUCGGAGUCACUGUGGCUUGGCUGUUUGCAAAGGAACCCUCUUCCUCUUUGGGGGGAGUCUCGAAGAAGGCACUAAAGACAUUACCCUGGGGGAUUUCUAUUCCCUGGACCUGCAAAAACCAACCGAAUGGAAGACAAUAAUUGAAGACAAAACUAAUAAAAUGGAAUGGAUUGGUUCAGACAGCGACAGUGACUCUGCAAAUGAGUCUUCUGGGGAUGAAGAUGACUCAGAUGAAUCUGAUGAUGAUGACUCUGGCUCUGAAAUGGACACAAAUUGAUGAAAUAAAGUCCCCCCACAACUCCCAAA
Molecule: messenger RNA, 1628 nt
Organism: Phlebotomus papatasi
Lineage: Eukaryota; Metazoa; Arthropoda; Insecta; Diptera; Psychodidae
Product: kelch domain-containing protein 4
Exons: 2
Coding region: 106-1599 (497 amino acids)
Molecular function (GO): protein binding
Source: RefSeq, a predicted model, not a curated record